Messenger RNA from Protopolystoma xenopodis, 282 nucleotides. NCBI's taxonomy places the organism in Eukaryota, Metazoa, Platyhelminthes, Monogenea, Polystomatidea, Polystomatidae. The record is from the annotation of a GenBank genome assembly.
AUGAAAAGCUGGAAUUGGAGGACUCCAUUCGAGACGACUUGCCCACUCAGCACGUUCGUGUCGUGCACUGAGGCCAGAAAAGAAGGUUGUUGCGCCAGUUCCAUCGAAGGACGACUGACGAUCGUCGCCGAUCGUCGCUGUCAGCUACGCCCGACGCUACUUCCGAGCCUCAAUCGUCUUCUGAUUGCCUCGGAAAGUGAAACGGACCUACCAGACUCCUCGAACGAUGCUGGCCAGAACAGCAAGAACAUGUUCGCCAGUUGCAAAGUGAACUUGUGCUGA